Fonsecaea pedrosoi CBS 271.37 is the source of this 1362-nucleotide messenger RNA. RefSeq lists its product as uncharacterized. The record is from RefSeq and is a predicted model, not a curated record. The transcript is spliced from 3 exons. The coding region runs from base 1 to 1362 and encodes 453 amino acids. NCBI's taxonomy places the organism in Eukaryota, Fungi, Ascomycota, Eurotiomycetes, Chaetothyriales, Herpotrichiellaceae.
AUGCUGAGCAAACCACCGAUCCGUAUUGGCAAUGUCUCAGGCGCUACGGGCGACCAUCCGCAUGCUAUGAAGCGCAUGGUUGAGCCGGGCGGCGUCGAUGUAAUUACCGGGGACCGGCUGUCUGAGAUGAGCAUCGCCUGGAACGCCAUCACAAAACGAGACGUCGACCCUGAUCUGGGCUACGAGAACGGCUUUUACCUUCAGCUGGAAGAAUGCCUCGACCAGAUCAUGGAGCAGGAUAUCAAAGUGGCCACGAACGCAGGCGCCUUGAACACAAUGAGUCUGUUCCGCAAGGUCCAAGCGCUCUGUGUGGAAAGAGGAUACAAGGAUACGGUGGUCGCUGCAAUUUUGGGCGACGAUGUCUCGGACUUGGUCACUGAUCCCAGCAAGAGGCGUUCUUUGCAUUUCCCCCAUCUCGAUCACCAGGACCGGCUCCUUGACGAAUGGUCCCUGGAUCCUAUCUGCGCCAACGCGUACUUCGGCUGUCGUGGUAUUGUCAAAGCCCUAGAAGCUGGAGCGAACAUUGUCAUCUUGACCUUUUACAUCAACGGAUUGGACGUGGAAGCCAAAGUGGCCAUGAUGCGUCAACAGUUGGACCACAUUUUGAAGGGAAACAAGUUCAGUCGAUUCAGCGUGGAGCAGUACGGCUCCCAGGUGGACAAUCCGCGAUCGCAACAGGGAGGCACCGUGCAACUGCGAGUGUUUGCUCAAGCCAGGAACAAGGCCGAUAUCGAGGCUCCAUCAUUCAAGAUUUCAAUCUAUGCCCUUCGCAUGCAAAGUUAUCCUGGUUACCACAUGAACCUGGACUUUCGAACCAUGGACCCCAGACCAUUUAUGGAGAUCUUUCCCGUAGUCAUGCCACUUUCCAUGAUCGAUCAUCGUGUUGUCCUCAGCACUGGACAGCAAAUCAAGGUUGAUCCACCGCAAAAGACGGUCGAGUACCCUGUGAUGCGUCCCUCUUCUGACACGGAAGAUCCUAUCGAUCUUCAAUCUCUGGGACCAACUAAAAAGGCACCUUUUGGAAGCAUUGUUCAUGCGCGAUCUGGCGACAAGGCCGACAAUUCCAACAUUGGCUUUUUUGUCCGCCACGAUGAUGAAUACCCUUGGCUUAAAACCUACUUGACCGUUUCACGCUUGAAGGAAUUGUUCGGUGACGACUGGCAGAAAGGGAAUCCUGAUCGACGGGUGGAGCGAGUUGAAUUUCCCGGGAUAAAUGCGGUUCAUUUCCGAGUUCUCGACAACUUGAAUGGCGGGAUCGCGUCGUCGGACCGAAUUGAUGGGCUCGGAAAGGGCAUUGCUGAGUAUCUCAGAAGCAGAUCUGCCGAGAUUCCCAUACGCUUCCUCCAGAGAGGCUGGAUUUGA